UUCCGUUUUACUCUGCUUCAGCUAUGGUUGCAGAAUUAAAGGCUUUCUGUCAGUUCUCUGUAUGUAAGCUGCUCAUGUCUUGGGUGUAAAUGUGCUUAAAGGGCACAAUCUCACAAAAUACAGGCCUCCUGUAACACUGUAAGAAAAUGUCAGUAUGAGAACAACAUGGACAAUGGCAAAGUGAACCGUGUGUGUCGGCCCCACCGCAUCAGUGAAUCUUCCAAGAUUUUCCACUGGUCUCAUCAAUCUGUGGCAGUCCUCCAGGGUCUGAAUGAGCAAAGGCAGAAGAAUCAGUUCUGUGAUGUGGUGCUGGUGGCAGAUGACCAGUCCAUACCAGCACACAGAGCAGUAUUGGCUCUGUCCAGUCAGUACUUUAAUGCUAUGUUCACUUUGGGCAUGAGAGAAGAACACCAGGUGGAGGUGGAGUUGGUUGGAUUGUCUUAUAUUGGUCUUAGAGCUGUUAUAGACUUCCUGUAUUGUGCAGAGCUGCCACUGGAUGGAGGAAACAUUGACUAUGUUCUUGAAGCAGCCCAUCUAUUGCAGGUGUGGCAAGUGGUGGAUUUCUGCUGCCAGUAUUUGGAGCAGGAAGUGACCGAGGACAAUUAUUUGUACCUCCAGGAGCUGGCUUUGCUCUACAGUCUGGACAGACUUGACACAUUCAUUGACCAGUUCAUCCUCUCACGCUUUGGUACUUUGUCUUUUACUCCUGACUUCAUGAGAGAUAUUCCUCUUCACAAAUUGACAAAAUAUCUUUCCAGCAGCCAGGUGGAGCAUGAGAGUGAGCAGGCUCUGCUGCAGGCUGCUCUUCAGUGGUUGAGUCAAAGCCCGGAGCGCACAGCACAUGCUCCAAAGCUCCUGUCCCACAUUCGCCUGGCGCUGAUGCCUGUGGGAGACCUGGUGGGACGGGUGCUGCCUGCCAUUAGAGCAAUUCUGCCAAAUGAAGCCCAGUGUGAGGCUUUGGUUGAAGAGGCCUUGGCCUACCAUGCUACCCCCAGUGCCCAGCCCCUGUUUCAAACUGGACUCACAUCAUUAAGAGAUGGAGUUGAAAGUCUGCUUCUAAUUGGAGGAGAGGUGUCUGAACGAGGAGAGGAGCUGAGCUCCAAUGUGUGCCGUCUGGAUGUUCCCACAGGAGUUUGGAAGGUAGAGACUGAACUUCCAGCCCGGCGCAGCCAUCACUGCUUGGCUGUGUUAGGAGGGUUCAUCUUUGCUGCUGGUGGCAGUUCAUCCAGGGACAAUGGUGGAGAUGCUGCUUGUAACCUUCUCUAUAGAUAUGACCCCCGCCAUAAUCAAUGGACUAAGGGCGCAUCCAUGAACCAGAGGAGAGUGGACUUCUUUCUGGGGGCAGUGGGUGACUGUCUGAUCGCUGUGGGGGGCAGAAAUGACACUGGGGCGCUGUCCUCUGUAGAAGUUUACUAUCCUGCUGAAGACAGCUGGUGCUAUGUAGCUGGACUGCCCAGGUACACCUAUGGCCAUGCAGGGACAGUGCACAGAGGUGUUGUGUACAUCUCAGGUGGGCAUGAUUAUCAGAUUGGGCCAUAUCGCAAAGAGGUCUUGAGCUAUGAACCAUCUCGAGAGGGUUCGGUGUGGCUGGAGCGGCCUUCCAUGUCCCAGGCGCGAGGCUGGCACUGCAUGGCCUCUCUGCACCACCUCAUCUAUGCCAUUGGGGGCAGCGAUGACCAUGCAGCCACAACAGAGCGCUUUGAUGUCCUACAGGUGGAGGCGUAUGAUCCUCAUGUGGGACAGUGGAGCUAUGUGGCUCCACUGCUGCUGCCCAACAGUGAGGCUGGAGUGGCAGUUUGGACAGGAAAGAUUUAUGUUUUAGGAGGCUACAGCUGGGAGGGCAUGGUUUUCUCCAAAGCAACUCAGGUCUAUGACCCUGAUAGAGGAGGUUGGUCUCGGGGGCCCGAUCUGCCCAAACGCAUUGCAGGGGCCUCUGCCUGCGUAUGCACCGUGAGGCCCUUAUGCAUAUUCGACUUACAGGACAGGAAGAAAAAACUUCAGUCAUUAGAACCCACGUAACAGUCGUGAGAACCUGGACUUCUUGACAGUUGAAAACAAACAAACACGUCUAUAAAAUGAAAUCAACUACUGGUUUGUUUAACUACGAAAAUAUGUUUAGGAUUGUGGCAUAAAUCUCUGAAAGAAGCGCUGAAUCCAAAAUGUUUUUGAUGUGUCUGUUUGUGUCAUAAUUAUGGCAUAUUAAGCCAAAAGCUUCUAAGAGGAAAAAAAAGAAUACAAUGCAUAUUACAAGCUGAAUAAUGGCAUGUUUAUAUUAUUAUAAACUUGUGAAUAAUGUAAUUUUUGAAAAUUUUUUGACAUUUGUUUUUUUUAUUAGUAUUUAUGCAUCAUUUUGUGUUGGGAGUUAGUAUGAACAAAUCCCUCACACAAAUGGGUAAUAGGGAUGAGAUUUGACUCUGUAACAAAAAAGUAAUAGAAACAAUCAUUAGAAAUAUUAGUGUAGCAUUAAACUUGACAUCAUGUGCUCACUUACUCAGGCAGGUCACAAGCUCUCCAUCCACGGUCAAGGCCUCUAAGAGCUGCCAUAUCUUCCUCUGUUAGCCUAAAAUCAAAGAUCUGCAUACAAAAAAAACCAAAAAAAAAAAAAAACAGGAUGAUAUUUUGAUUAAUUGUGAUUGUGAUAUCAAAUACCCUCUUCGUGAAGCAAUGUGAGUUGCUAAAGUUAAAAGAUAAAAUGAUAAUAACAAAAUAUUGGAAAACAAAACAAAAUAAAACAAAAAAAUAAAAUAAAUCACAGUCAGGUGUUGGAAUUGGAAACAAAAAAAAACAAAAAAAAAAAAAAAACCCAAAACAAUAAGACUGCAUGUUGCACACACAAUGCCAUUUGAAAAUGAUACUGGUGUGAGUUUACCUUUGUGUUCUCGAGGAUAUGAUGGGCCUUCUCACUUUUGGGUAUGACUGCUAUGCCCUGCUGAGUGUGGUACUUCAGCAAAACCUGCCCACAUCACAAACAUGAGUACAAAAAGUACAAAAGACAAAAAUAUUCAAAGUUCCACCAGUGUUAUAACUGUGAGUGUUUUGUUGUUCUCACCUGUGCAGAGCUGCGUCUGUGCUUCUUGGCUAUCUGUUCGACAACAGGGUCAGUUAGAAUAUUAAUUGGGUCUUUUUCUCCUUUUAUACUGGCAAAAGGAAGAAAAAGGUAAUAUUAUUAUUAGGAUUAUUAUAAUAGUUAUUAUUAUUAAGAACUUUUACUACAAAAUGCUUAAUAACCUCAAAUAAUAAAAUUGCAGUUAAAAAUAAAUGUAGCAGUGUAGAAAUGUCUGAAUUUAAAAUGAUGGUUUCAGUAUGUUCAUAAUACUUUACUGUGUUAAUUAUAUUUUUGAUUAAAGGUACACUAUACUUUUUUAGUGGGGAGGCCAUCACCCGGUUGUCUCAAUAGAGAUUGAUGGUAUAGCUUUGCCUGGAAAGUUCUACAGUAAGGCAUUUAUCAUGUCUACUUAGCAUUUAUUCAGUUACAGAUAUUUGUUUAAAAAAACUUUUAAAAAGUACUUAAAAACAGGAAUUCUCACUGUGAGUGGGAUCCCCUCUCUGACAUGUAGCUUGGCUUGGUGGCAUUACCUGAUAUGAAGAUAGAUGAGUUUAAUACCAUACUGUUGAACAUUCCAGAUAAGACAAUUAUAGCUCCAUGGAGGAUAGGCAGUGGACUCUCCAUUAGAAAGUAAAAUGUACCUGUAACUUGAGCCUGGUCAAUGUGAAAUUACAAACUGGAACAAUAUCGAAAAUGCUCUAAUAUCUCAAUAAAUUCCCUAACAUUG
Boleophthalmus pectinirostris (great blue-spotted mudskipper) is the source of this 3773-nucleotide messenger RNA. It is a transcript of the gene klhl36, whose product is annotated as kelch-like family member 36. The transcript has 9 exons. Gene Ontology annotation, molecular function: cullin family protein binding. The record is from RefSeq and is a predicted model, not a curated record. Bases 166 to 2019 code for a protein of 617 amino acids. Lineage: Eukaryota; Metazoa; Chordata; Actinopteri; Gobiiformes; Gobiidae.